Messenger RNA from Cucurbita maxima (winter squash), 649 nucleotides. RefSeq names its product ARGOS-like protein. Gene Ontology annotation, biological process: positive regulation of organ growth. NCBI's taxonomy places the organism in Eukaryota, Viridiplantae, Streptophyta, Magnoliopsida, Cucurbitales, Cucurbitaceae. The record is from RefSeq and is a predicted model, not a curated record. The transcript is spliced from 2 exons. Bases 70 to 507 code for a protein of 145 amino acids.
CCUUCCACCCUCUCUCUCUGCAUCUCUGUUUUCCUUUCCUUCUCCGCCCCAAUUUGGGUUCCUUCCUAAAUGAGUCUUGGACUUCCGGACGCCGACACCCCAGGGGUUCCCAAUCCCGACGACUUCAGAAGUAUGCACCACCACCACAAUCUCCACCCCCACCAUUAUUACUUUCUCCACGCCGCCGAUUCCAAACCCGCCUUCCCUUCCUCCAAUACCACUCCCUAUGACGCAGCCCCCCAGGAGCAGCGCAUGCUGGAGUACACGCGGUCACUAUCUCAGGGGACGGCGAGGCGAUUGGUGCCCGCGGCCACGUAUUUGGCGGUGCUGGUGUGCCUGGCGGCGUCGCUGUUGAUCCUUCCGUUGAUUCUACCGCCGUUGCCGCCGCCGCCGUUGAUGCUGCUGUUGCUUCUUCCCAUUGGUAUCAUGGGAAUGCUGAUGGUGUUGGCGUUUAUGCCUUCGAAUCACGCCAAGGAUAUUACUUCCUCUCAUACUACAUAUAUGUAAUCUAAAUCUCUCCUCCUCCUCCUCCUUUCUGGAAAUUCUGUAUCUCUCUGUUUUGUUCAGCUACAGAAUUAAGAGACACUCAAAAGGGUUCUUUCAUUACUUGGAAAUCAUAUAUUUUAGACAAUAAAACUGAGUCCCAAAU